Molecule: messenger RNA, 2544 nt
Organism: Prinia subflava (tawny-flanked prinia)
Lineage: Eukaryota; Metazoa; Chordata; Aves; Passeriformes; Cisticolidae
Gene: MARVELD3
Product: MARVEL domain containing 3
Exons: 3
Cellular component (GO): membrane
Source: RefSeq, a predicted model, not a curated record
CCAACGUGCGCAGGUGCCAGAAGACCGCGCACCUGCGCCGCAGAGCUAAGCGCCUUCGGACGGGGCAGAGCCUGGCCGGGCCGGAGCUUCCACCACUUUAGUGAAGCGCCGGUGGGGCUGAGGCGAGCGGACGAGACGGAGUUCACCGCGCCGGCGGUACCCCGCGGCGGCCCGGCCCGGCCCCCCGUCCCCAGCGCCGGCGGAGCGGGGCCGCGCCGGGCCAUGGCGGAGCGGGGCUGCCCCCGAUCUGCGCGUGGGGGACGCGCCGGGGCGGGCGGGCGAGCCGUACCCGGACCUGCAGAGGGGCCGCGGGGAAGCCGCGCCGUGCCGAGGUCGCUGGAGGGCCGUCGCUGCCUAUACCUGCACACGGGCCGGGCCUGCUGCCAGAUGGUGGAGGUCCUGCUCGCCGCCCUGAUCCUGGUCUGCAGCUCCGUGUCCUGUGGCUCGGCGGGCGGAUACACCGGCCUCCCCGCCCUGGGGGGCAUCUACUACUACCAAUACGGCGGGGCCUACAGCGGCUUCAGUGGAGCGGAUGGGGAACGAGCCCAGCAGCUUGACCAACGUUUCUACCUACUGAAGCUGCCCAUUGCAAGGGCAGCGAUGGCCGUGGGAGGAUGUCUCCUGGUCUUCCCUUGUGUUGUUAUUUUGGUUGGUGUUCUGCGGGUCCCGUGGCGCUUUCCAGCGUGGCUGCUAAUUGAAUGCACCCUGUACAUAGUGCUUGCAGUUGGCACAGUGCCAGCUCUGUACUAUUUCCUCCAUUCUCUGCUGAGCGUUUAUAAUUCAUCAGUGUGCAAAGAGAGAGAGCAGCUUUAUCAAAGCAAAGGCUAUCAGGGCUUCUGGUGCAGCCUGCAUGGAGCAGAGAUUGCUGCUGGCCUCUUGGGCUGCAUGGCUGCCAUGGCAUACCUGCUCAGUGCAGGCCUAGCUGUCAGAGAUUAUAGGAUGGUUCAUGAACAGAAACAGAAGCCACUGCAAUUAUAAGAACUUCCAAAUUAUUCCUCCACUCCACUAAUGGUCUAGAUUUUUGCCAGUCUCCUUACUGAGAUGAAGCAGUAUGCUUUCCUUUCUUCUGGACAGUCCAGCCUUAAUGCUACAGAACACUCACCAAGCUGGCAUAGCUCUGAAUAUAGUAGAGUCAGGCUAUUCCUAACUUGAAUUCGCAUUAUUGAAUUAUUAGUGACUCAAAGCUGAUGCAAUUGGUUGUCUCUGCGUCACAGGCAGCCCUUCCAUCCCACUCUCAAGUAUCCCCUUCUCCAGUGAGGCCUUGCUAAAAGUAGUGCCACUACAUGCUUCUGCCAGUUAACAGCUUUUUGUAGCUGAAACAGUCUUCACAAAAGGCUGAGAAAAGAGCUUCAAAAAAAAAGUGAUCAAGGCCCAUCGUUGUGACAGCUAAAUAUUGCUUCCUUGUAGGUCUCUUGGAAUUAACGGACCAGUGUGAACACGAAGACAUUUAUAAGGCUAUGAAAAAAAUCCUGAAAAAACCUUGCUAACUCAGUCUUACUUGUGAUACAAUGCCUUUUCAAACUCCUGAAGAGGGCACAUUUUUGUAUCGUCUUUUUAUAUAACUUGUAUACAAGAGUUUUACUUAAAAAUAUUCCCUGAAUUGGGAAAUCAGACAAAAGCUUUCUGAGAUCAAAUGGGUGAUUGAAUACAGAAGUAUAUUGCUUUCAAAAUACAUUUUCAAUGGACAAGUUGGAGAAAUGAGAUGCUGCUCUUAUUUUUUUUUUAGAAAAACCUUUACAGGAAAUUUAACUGGGAAAAGUAGCACUAGCAUCACCAACUCAUGCCUGAAAAUGAAUCGCCACUUCAGAGCAGUGUCCACUAUGUGCAUUGUUCAUAUGAGGAUGGAACCACCACAGUCUCAUAGAUGAGUUAUGCCCAUAUUAAAAAAACUAAACACACCAGAGACAUGCUUUACGUUGGACAUAGCUCUUCUUUCACUGGGACCAGUGACUAAAUCCUCACAACUACCAAAAUUAUGGAACACUAUUAAAACUAGAGACACCAAAGUAAAAUAGAUGCCAAAUAAGAACACACUAAGUGCUUUGGUAUUUGUUUGAUUUCUCCUAUCUUUUAGCAUUGAGUGUCUCAGGGAUUUAUGUGAACAGUACACCGUGGUACUAAUUCUAUUAACAUUUCUGUAUUUCCUCUUGCUGCAGCUACAUUUAGAGCUGUGCAGUGCUAUUGAGAGCAAGUUCACAGGGCAGGAUUCCUCUUGCAGGAAACAGAAAGCUGCCUUAAUUGGUAAGCCUAAUUCUACCCUCACAGUGUUCUGAAAGAAGUUUUUGUAUGGAAGGCUGAUGAGUGAAGUAGCACAUAGAGCUCAGUGAAUAACCCGCAGCACAGCUGCUGCAAGACACAGCUACCUUUGACUGGGAUAUGGCAGAGAUUUCUUUCAGCACAGUAACAGAAUCAGAAUAAGCUGUUAGAUGAAAGUAAAAAUCUUUAUUGCUAAGUCAGCUGAAAAUUCAAUGCAAAAAUACUCUUCCUUCCUGAACUUCUCUAUACAUCUGAAUAAAGAAUCAAUGGACUAGUGAUUUCCAACAA